This is a messenger RNA of Galleria mellonella (greater wax moth), 8193 nucleotides long. It is a transcript of the gene Klp10A, whose product is annotated as kinesin-like protein Klp10A. The record is from RefSeq and is a predicted model, not a curated record. Gene Ontology annotation, molecular function: ATP binding; microtubule binding; microtubule motor activity. The coding region runs from base 368 to 2683 and encodes 771 amino acids. The transcript has 16 exons. Gene Ontology annotation, biological process: microtubule-based movement. Lineage: Eukaryota; Metazoa; Arthropoda; Insecta; Lepidoptera; Pyralidae.
AAUUUUCGACGCAGUGUUCCUGGUAAUUUUGUAAUUUCAUGUUCAUAACCGAAAUUAUUUAAAACAUUUCUGGUUUUUUUUCGGUUUUUAUUUCUAUUAUACUUUACAAUAAUCAAAUCAAUUGUAUUAAUUAGUUUUUAGAAAGUAAAGUGAUUGAUUUGACUGUUGUAGUGAAACAAAUUUCAAACGUUCCAGUCUGAAGUGUGAGCGCUAGCUCGAUAUAACUGUCAAUCUGGGUGUAGAAAUUUAUUUUGUAAUUUUCACCGGUUCUUAUGUGUAAUUUCCGAAUGUGUUAGACUAUUUUUAAUUAAACCUCGAUUGCGAAAUAAUGUUCUAUAGUGUAUGUGGUGUCUAAACCUGUGCAAAAAUGGAUGACGGUACUGUGAAGAUUCAGUCUGGAAUUAACAUCAACAUAAAAAGAACAGAUGGCCGGAUUCACUCGGCCAUCGUGUCGGGGGUCAACCAGGAAACGAGGUCCGUCACGGUGGAGUGGUACGAACGCGGCGAGACGAAGGGCAAAGAGGUGGAGAUCGACGCCAUUAUCGCCCUCAACCCCGAGCUCGCCAUCGGACCCCGUCACCACACGCCGCAUCUGCAGCCCAUGCCCAACAAACUCGCUAGGGACCCCUCGGGCUCGUCGUCGGACGACGGCGGCUUCCUGCGCGAGGGCGCGGAGGGCGAGGGCGCCGGCGACUCCGGACAUACGCUGCCCGUGCGCAACUCACGAUCGGAUAUGACGCGACAAUCCAUUCCUGUGGCGACGAAAGCGCCAUCUCGCGUCACCCGCAACAAUCAGAUGCGGUUGUCGAACGCAGGCGGCGCGUACACCAAUGGCCAUGGCGGGGACACGACGGGGCGGCGGGGGACGGAGAACGUACCACCACCGCAGCAGCCGCCGCAGCAACCGCCGCCGAACUCCAGGGUCACACAACAGUUCAACCCGCCAGCGACGGUUGGCGGCGUGAACGCGCGCGGCGCGGCGGCCGUUUCGAGUACUGUGUCGGUGCCUCAUGCAGUCGCCUCGGGCGCCGUGCGCCGCUCCAACGUCGUCAAGGAGGUCGAGCGGCUCAAGGAGAACCGCGAGAAGCGGCGCCAGCGGCAGGCCGAGCUCAAGGAGGAGAAGGAAGCACUUAUGAACAUGGACCCUGGCAACCCUAACUGGGAGUUCCUAGCAAUGAUCCGCGAGUACCAGAGCAGCAUCGAGUUCCGGCCGCUGACCGGCAACGAGCCAGUAGAAGACCAUCAAAUAACCGUAUGCGUGCGGAAGAGGCCGCUCAACAAGAAGGAAAUAACCAAGAAGGAGGUGGACGUCAUCAGCGUGCCGACGAGGGACCAGAUGAUCGUGCACGAACCCAAGAACAAGGUGGACCUAACCAAAUAUCUGGAGAAUCAGAAGUUUCGCUUCGACUAUGCCUUUGAUGACUCUUGCACCAAUGAAGUUGUUUAUAAGUACACGGCCAAGCCGCUGGUGCAGACGAUAUUCGAGGGCGGCAUGGCGACAUGUUUCGCGUACGGGCAGACGGGCUCGGGGAAAACGCACACCAUGGGUGGAGAUUUCCAGGGUAAGACCCAAGAUUGCAAGAAGGGCAUAUAUGCGAUGGCGGCACGAGAUGUGUUCGCGUACCUCAAGUCACCCAAAUACAAGCCGCUCAACCUCAUCGUCUCAGCAUCAUUCUUCGAGAUAUACUCCGGAAAGGUGUUUGAUCUACUAGCAGAUAAGGCGAAACUGCGCGUUCUAGAGGACGGCAAACAGCAAGUUCAAAUCGUAGGACUCACGGAGAAGGUGGUUGACAACGUUGACGAAGUUCUCAAGCUUAUACACCACGGAAACGCAGCUAGGACUUCCGGACAGACGUCUGCGAACUCGAACUCGUCGCGGUCGCACGCGGUGUUCCAGAUCAUCGUGCGGUCGCCGGGCAUGCACCGCGUGCACGGCAAGUUCUCGCUCAUCGACCUCGCGGGCAACGAGCGCGGCGCCGACACCUCCUCCGCCAACCGCCAGACGAGAAUGGAGAGCGCGGAGAUCAACAAGUCUCUGCUGGCGCUAAAGGAGUGCAUCCGCGCGCUGGGCAUGAAGGGCAACAAUCACCUGCCGUUCCGCGUGUCGAAGCUGACGCAGGUGCUGCGCGACAGCUUCAUCGGCGACAAGUCGCGCACCUGCAUGAUCGCCAUGAUCUCGCCCGCCAUGUCCUCCUGCGAGCACUCGCUCAACACGCUGCGCUACGCCGACAGGGUGAAGGAGCUGGGCACGAGCGAGGGCCGCGCGCGCUGCGAGUCGCCGGCGGAGGCGGCCGACGUCGCCGACGUCGACAUGGAGCCCGCGCCGCGCCACCGCGACCACCUCGCGCAGCUGCGCUCGCUCAACGAGGGUGACAUGUCAGCGGAGAUGUACACGUUCCACGAGGCGAUCGACGAACUGCAGCGCGCCGAGGAGGAAGUGCUGGACAACCACAAGGCCAUCUCCGACUACCUGCAGCACGCGCUGCAGCGCUGCAACCAGCUGCUCUGCAUCACCAGGGACGUCGACUACGACCAGGACGCUUACGCAACGCAGUGGGAGGAGCUACUUAACGAGCAGUUGGCAGUACUGGCCCAGUCGAGGGACCUCGUCGCCGAGUUCAGAGCUAAGAUGCAACAGGAGGAACACAUCUCGCGCCGCAUACAGCCGCCGCGACAUCACUAGCCGCCCACUGACCGGCACACACACGGCUGCCCAUUCACGUACAGAAAGCGUUUGGCUCUACGGACUAGUAUCCAGGGCCGUAAAACACUUUAAAAAAAAAAACAGAGCGUGCGUGCCGCCAUGUAGCGUUGGUGUUUGCGAAACGAUUGGACCUUUGUAAGUAGGUGAUAUUAUUUAAAUUAAUUUGCAAAUAUUUUGAGUCGCGAAUACAGGGGUUUUAUGUUCAGUUUUGGCUAUAAAUAUGUACAGAUAAAAUAGUGUAUGUGAUCUGUAAUACUUUCGGAGGCGAAGGAAAUGCGUUUUCGGUUCUCCUAAUUUAGAAUCUCGCUAGUUUGGGUUAUUUGUAAAGUGAUCUCUAAAUCAUGACAAUUAGGAUGGUAUUUUGUAUGUACGCAUCGACGCUACGUGCGCGCACGCAUCUGCGGACUCGGCUGACAAUAUGGCGGCGGAAUGUCAGGUCACAACUUGAAAGUAAAUCAUUGUUUAUUGUGUGUAAAAACUACAUAAUCAGUAUUGAAAUUUAAAUGUUCAUAUUUUAAUUGUGGAGUGAAAGUGUCGUAGCUGGCCUACUCUUGAAUAUACCUUUCAAUAAAUAUGAAUUACUCUGGAAUUAUUUGGAUCGUUCCCCCAAGUUGUGACAGCGGUUUUUUUUUGUUACGAGAAAAUAUUUUGCUACAUGUAAAGCUUAGUAUAACAAUUGACAUUAUUGGUGUAACGUGUGCCGUCGUGUUAUUACGAAACGAUAGACUGUUUAUUGUAGUGUGUGUUGAAAGCACAAAGUCCCGUUGUUUUUUUUUUUUACAUCGAAACGGGCGUACGAAUACGUGCCGUAGGUGAUUACUAAUUGUCCUUUGUUAAUUUACAAUUACUACGACAAAUAGUAGGCGCCUACUUAAUCUCGUGUAAAUUGUAGAAACGCAGUGAGGUGCGAUUAUUUUUUAAUUUAUAUAGUUUUUUUUUUCUUUCGUCAUUAACAUUGUGAACCUAUUUCUCGAUGCAUUUAACGUUUGCUGAAGGCCUACUUAUAAAUUGUAGAUAUUUUGUAUUGAACGGGAGAUUUGCAAGUACAAAAUGAUGGUGACCUCGUUCCCAAGUGAUGUUAUGACUUUAUUUUGCAUUACGGUUUAGGCAUUCGUAAAAGAGAAAUACUCGUAACGUUGUGAGGAUAUUGUUUGUCGGUUGAAUAUUUGGUAAUAAAUGUACGCUGGCCCAUUCCGCGGUGUACGGCGGUGCUUCUGAAGCGAGUCGACAUCCGCGCGGAACGUUCCGAGCGUUAGAUUUUAGCAUUUGUUGUAUAACAUAUCUUUUGCCUUAUAAAUCGCUUGUUAUUACUGUUAUUAGACGUUGCUUACAUAUUACCACAGAUAGAACAUCAAAUCUGUUGACAGCUGUCAACAGUAUUGGCGGCAAAAUCAUGAUUUGUCUAUGGCCCUUUUCUGUAUCUAAAGUUUUGUGAUAUUUUCCACCUACUAUAUUGUAUAAGGGUCAUAAAUGGAGGAACAAACAUCGUUAUCUUGCCAAUAAUAAUCCUUCAGGGUUUGGAAUUAUUUAGACAAGCGUCCUGCCCAUCUUUUUUAUUUCUCUACAAUUAGACAAGGAUGGAUGAUUACCAAUUUACUUUCGUCACUAACGGUACUCUAUCUGCUGAUGUAAAAUUAAAAAGUAUUUGCGAGAGAUUAAAUUCAUUCCAUGGUUGAGAUUAGAAUUGAUAUAAGUUUCGAAUCAGUUUGUAUUAGUGUACAGUUAGUUAAAAUGUUGGACUGGUCUACAUGUCUAGGACUGGCCCAUUUUUUUUUUCGAUAUUUGCUGAUUUUAAUUUAGCGGCGUUGCAGUUUGUCCUCAGCGUGGUUUCAAGCAUUGGCAUGUAAGAUUACGAUUGGUUUCAACAAAGCGUUAUGAUGUUAUAUGAUACGUAAUUAAUAUUGUUUCUAACAUUUCGCCAUGUCUCUAACAACUAAUAUACAUAUAAAAUUUUGCAUGAUUAUGAUCAUAGUCUACUUGACACAAUUUGUUACGGCCAAGAAACUUAAAUCAGUUUUAGAUUGCAUCGUAAAUACAAGAUUGAUGAUAAUAAAUUUGGCUUUGAAAGACUUUGAAUGAAAGAUGUGAUUUAGACAAGAGGCAAACGAAUCUAUUUGUAGAUGUCAUAACCUUCAAGAAAGCAUAUUCCUUUUUAAAAGGCCGGCAGCACACCUGCAAUGCCUCUGGUGUUGCGGGUGAUCACGGGUGGCGGUUGUCACUUACCAUCAGGUGAGCCGCUUACUCGUUUGCCCCCUGUGUUAUUAAAAAAAAAAAAAGAUAUGUUUAUGUUACCCCACGUAAGGGUAACAUCUUAUUUUUUUCUCAUGGUGCAAGGUACUAUAUUUCAAUGUAUGUACAAAUAGAUUAAUAUGCCAUUUGUUGAGAGAGUCACGAUAGCUCGCUGUUUAGCGUCUCUUUCUUUCGCCUAUUCCUGUGUAAUGUCUCUACUGUGGUUGCCAGUCGUGUAAGCGAGAUAGAAGAUAUACGAAAUAUACUGCUACUUCAUAUUUAUUGGCGUCAAUUAUGCAUUCACGAAGGGGUCUUAAUUUGAUUAGAAAGUGUCAUACUCGGUCACGGCUGUGCGUGCCACUGUUGUGCUGACGUUUUGUCAUGUAAUGGCCAUGCGUAUGUCAUGUGACGACAUAUUGAUUGGAUUUUUUAGCUUACAAUGGCUGUGUAGUAACAACGUUCGAUUGAGGGAAAAUAUGGAUGCUAGCUUAGACUUUUAAUCAUGAGCCGCUGAGAUAAAUUUCUAUACGUUUAUUUGUCUCGUAAAUAGUAAUAAAUAAUUUAUUUUUAUUCUUUAUCAUGUCAUAAAAACUUUUCAUCUCAUCAAAAAAUCGUAAAACGUGAUCAUUUUUUUUUAUUAAAAAGAUAAAAAAAAACGUAAAACUACUUAAAAGACUUUAAAUGUUAGUGCCCGGUACUGUUCUAACACAUGUUUUGUUUAAUGUAACUUUUUAAAUGUAAUAAUUUUUUAAGGUGAUUUAAAAUGAGUUACAAUUAUAGAUCUUAUAAUUUUAGAUGGAGCGUCCACUGUAGAAAGGUGUCAAAAAUAUAAUUUUAUAUGAAGCGUUCAGUGUAGAAAGGUCCAAAAAAAAAAAAACGCUUAGACAAUUGUUGGCCGACUCGAAUUUUUUUACCAAAAUGCGCUGUAAAGUAGUGAUUGUGAAAUUGUGCUGUUCCUAUUUAUUACAGAUACUGACGAAUGCUAUGUGUGAUCUGUGACACAAAUUCCAUUUACACAGGAAUGAAAAAUUGGGUCUCUUUUUGGCGAAGCAAUUGUAGAGGGACACUCCAUCUAUAUAUUAUUAAUGUAUUACAAUGUACAAUAAGAUAUCUCAGCUGUAAACUUAACAUAUGUAAAUUAUAUUUCGGUGCUUGGUUGUUGAUGUUACUGUUCUGACAAUGUUACAAUAGCUUGGACGUUAUUAUGACUCAUUUUAAAUAAUCUUUAAAAUUAUAACUGUAAAAAAAAGCGUUGUCAUUCAAAAUGUUUGUAUGUGACUUAAUAAAGAGUUUACAAUUUGUACAAUAUAAUAAAGUUUUAUAUUUGAACACCAGGAGUUUUUGGUUCUCGCGUGGUGCUAACAGUAAGAAACCUCGCCUGAUUAUUGACCUAUCUACGAUACCACGAAGCCUAUAUGCAAUCAAAUAGUUUUGUUAAAUUAUUUAGAUUUAAUAACAAAACUAUUUUAUUUCACGCCUUCUAGAAACCUUCAUUGUCACAGUGAGCCAGUGGCGGACUGAGGGGCGGAAUGGGCGGCCCUCUCCGGACCACUGGUCCUGGGGGGGCGGGCUCCAAAACGACUCCAUUUUCUAUGUAUGUUCAUUUAUAUCUAAUUUUAUAUCCACUUCCAAGAUUUUAACUAAAUGAACAUAAAUACUUAUAUAAUAUAUGUGAGUUUAUAUUAUUACAUCAACUUCUUAAACAGGGGGCUUCAUUUAGCUUUGCCGCCCCUGGCCUUUGGUGGGCUUAGUCCGUCCCUGCAGUGAUCAGAAGCGAAGUUUUGUCGUAGUCAAUGGAGGUUUGAUGAAAAAUACUCUGGUUUCUAUAGGUCAUUACGCCUAUUCAGAUCCCGAGCCUGUCGCUGUAUUUAGACUUAUUUUAUGGUAACUAUGUAUACUAUAGCUUAUGGAGAUAUUAGGUAGUGCUUACUAAUAAAUAUUGAAUCGGUACUCUGCAUCAGAGUCACUGUCUGCGCCGGUGUUUGAUUGUACUGAACGAAAUAUAUGUUAAACAUUAACGCCAUAUAUUGUAUGUUUACUUUCCAAAUGCCACAUGCCAACCGUUCGAUCCCAAUUUUUGACAUCACGGGAUUUUGGUUAACAAAAUAAUUUGUCAGUAACGAAUAUCAGUGUUUUUUUUUAUGUUUAUCGCGUUAUCUGUUUGAACUUAACGUGACGUCAUUACAGGUAAUACUAAUCUAGUUUGUCUACGUUAACAUGGCACGUCCUUCCAACUUUUUACUUCAAUAUGUGUAACCUUAUACGAGGUGGUGCUCUGUAUGUAUUCGUGAGAUAAUAUCUUUAAUAGCGGUCCAGCAAGAGGAAUAUAUUCCUCGGUCGAAACCCUUGUAAUAUUUUAAUGUAAUAUUUACAAUUUUUUUUUUUUUGGAUUUUGGGGCGUUCUAUGUUAACGUAACGUAAUAAUAAAUGUUAUAUUAGGCUGUGAGAGUACUAAAUUAAAAAUAGCUAUGAAAUGAUUUUUUUUUAUGUAUAGUAGACCGCCAUUUCAAAGAUCGGCGGUUAUUUUCCAAAAUUACUUUGUAUUUGUAAAAACAGUGCGACUGUUUUUUUUUUUUUUUUUUUUUACUGUAAGAAGUGAGAAUAUCGAAAAUGGGCUAAUGUUAGCAAAAACUUUACAGAAAUAUUUCUUUGAGAUAUUUCUAUGUAUUAGUUGAAGAUAUGUGUAUUAUAUUUAUUUUCUAUUUUGUACAAGCAUUAAUAAUCACUCUGAUAAAAUGUAUAAAGAAUCUAUCUAAUUUCUUGACAAAUUAUUUUGUUGACGACUUAACUAACCUCUCACAAGAAUGGUAAACGAAUAUUGGUAGCUACUCUAUUUCGUAUGUAUGAGAAAGAAUAAGACACCGAAUAUUGCUGUCUCGUUUAAUCUCAUGUAUGUGGUAGCGAAAACGUAUCGGUAGAUUCGUUUGCCAUUUGUCUGUAGGUGGUGUUAUCGACAAUGAGCGGUUUAAACACGAUUAUUUACAAUUAAUAUUUUCUGUUUGUUACAUUAUGGCCGAGGGUUUCAGGACAUUCAAUCGUGGCGGUUGUAAGGUAAACGUUUGUAAGAUAAUCAAUAUUGUAUUAAAUAUUAUAUUUUUUUUGCCCUGAUUAAAAUGAAUUCGGCCCUGUAUAGUGGUUUUGUGUUAAAAUGACAAGUGUCGGAGGCGAGGUGCGGCGGGCGCGGUCGCCCUAGUUGUCUAGUUGAAAUGCUUUAUUAUAAACAUAUUUUAACAUCGCACAUAAUAAAUUAAUCAAAAUUG